AUGGGAAGAGAAUGGUACAACGGAGGCAAGUCCAUUUGUUACUCUAAAAGCAAGAACAAAUCCAAUGAAGCUAACGGCUACAUCACUGCUCUUUACCAACAUUUCCAUCAUCACUACCAACCAACGUUUGAUUCUCCCUCAAGAUAUCCAAAAGGCUUGGUUGCACCAAGAAACAGCUCGGAGUUAACAGAGUCUACUCUAUCAAAAGGAAAAAGAUACGCCAAGAAACCAAACGUGGUGUCAAGACUCAUGGCUCUUGAUCUUCUUCCUGAUGACUUAGGCCUUAGUAGAUCAUCAAGGAAUCGUGUAAGAGGACAUGGACUCUUUGAGAAGGGCUAAGGGACAAGAUCAUUACCUGAGAGCCCCAUAGUCUCCUCUGCUCGGAGGUCUGAUGCCCGCCUCUCUCUUCAGCUAAACAGAGAGAGUAACCAUGAAGAGUUUGGACGUUGGAGACAAGAUGAGGAAAGUUUAAGUCCCAAACAUAAGGAUAGGGUCAUCAUUAGAAGACUUGGUAGGGAUAUAACAAACUUUGUAGAUGGAAGGGAAUGCAGAUGCGACGAUAAGCUCUGGAGCCUGGUCAGAUGUACAAACACGAGGACUAGCUUCCUCAAGAACCCCCAAGAAUCGUUACAGGACGAACCAAGUUCGAUGGUUUCGAACAUCUUCACGCGAUGA
Brassica oleracea var. oleracea is the source of this 675-nucleotide messenger RNA. RefSeq lists its product as uncharacterized. The record is from RefSeq and is a predicted model, not a curated record. NCBI's taxonomy places the organism in Eukaryota, Viridiplantae, Streptophyta, Magnoliopsida, Brassicales, Brassicaceae.